Molecule: messenger RNA, 951 nt
Organism: Symbiodinium necroappetens
Lineage: Eukaryota; Dinophyceae; Suessiales; Symbiodiniaceae
Source: the annotation of a GenBank genome assembly
AUGACGCUUUUCACAGAGGCGAUUCUGGUCUCAGUGUAUGCAAAUUCGGAGGCGCUGCUGAUCUGUUGUGCUGGUGCUUAUGCGAUGCACAAGAAAUGGUACAUGGCUUGUGUGGGCUCUGCCAUCGUGAUGAUCAUAGGCGCGCUGAUGGGGCAGCUGGGCGCUUUCCUCCUACGCUUGCAGCCGCCCUACUCGAAAAUCCUGAUUCUCAGCACGACCUUCGGUAACUGUGGAGCUCUACCCUAUGUAUUGCUACCUCCGAUCGUGAGCAAUUGGAAACGGGUGAAUGAAAACCCAGAGGAUGCCCUGGUGGAAGGCUUUGCCGUCAUCUCCCUCUUCGCCACGGUUUGGACGAUGGCGCUCUUUUUCAUCGGCCGGCCCUACGCUCUUUCAAUGAAGCCUCAGACAGGGACUGCAGAAUCCGAAGCCGAGGCCGAAGGCAUCCUCCGUAAGCUGCGGGCCGUGGACAGCGUCGUUUGGUGCGCUUUGGCAGGCAUCGCCGUGGGAUGCGCGGCUCCCCUCCGAGACUUUCUGAGCGAUCGGGCCGAGGGGCCGCUGCGCUUUGUCGGUUCCUUCGCUUCCAACUUUGGGCCCGCCGGGGUCCCACUCUCCACGAUGAUCCUUGGGGGCUCACUCUACAUGGGAGCCAGGGCUGAGAUCCAGAGGAGGCGUGCUAGGAAGGAGAGGCCUGAAGAGGAAGCCUCAGAAGGCUCGCAGUUGUUAAGGCUCUCCCUAGGUGCGGCCUUCAUCAAGCUGCUGCUGAUGCCAGCCAUCUCGAUCCCUUUGCUCGUUCUCGCGGUGAACGUCGGGGCCCUCCCAGAGGAUCAGCCCAUGCUGUUCAUGGUCUUGGUUAUCCAAACUGGAGUGCCGUCGGCACAGACUGCUCUGGCACUCCUGGUUUCAGCCGGUUUACAAAAACAAGCGGGACAGAUGAGCAGCCUGGACGUUUAG